This is a messenger RNA of Hordeum vulgare subsp. vulgare (domesticated barley), 1296 nucleotides long. Its product is annotated as glycine-rich RNA-binding protein 2, mitochondrial-like. NCBI's taxonomy places the organism in Eukaryota, Viridiplantae, Streptophyta, Magnoliopsida, Poales, Poaceae. The transcript is spliced from 5 exons. The record is from RefSeq and is a predicted model, not a curated record. Gene Ontology annotation, molecular function: RNA binding. Bases 194 to 1075 code for a protein of 293 amino acids.
CGCUCCCCAUUCACGCACCCCCCAGGCCCGUACGCCUGAACCGUCGCCCCCUCCCGCUCCCAAACCCUAACCCCUCCGCCACCCAUCGCCGCCACCGCGGCUCCCCUCUCUUCCCCGCCGUCUCCACCGCGUCCGCGCCCUCUCCACCGCGUCCACAGCCUCCCUCCAUCAGAUUUCGAGGGGUCUCGGGAGGAUGGCGUUCCUGCAGAAGGUCGGGAAUGCCCUCAAGCGCUCCGCGGGCUCCGGCUCGGCGAUGCUCCAGGCGGUCCGCUCCAUGUCCUCCUCCAAGGUCUUCGUCGGAGGCAUCUCGUACGGCACCGAUGACCAGAGCCUCGGGGAUGCGUUUUCCAACUACGGCCAAGUCACGGAAGCCAAGGUGAUCAUGGACCGUGAAUCCGGAAGGUCAAGGGGGUUUGGUUUCGUGACCUUCACUUCGUCGGAGGAGGCUGGAGCUGCCAUUACUGGAAUGGAUGGGAAGGAUCUGCAGGGUCGGAUAGUGAGGGUGAGCUAUGCUCAUGACCGUGGUAGUCGUCCAAGUUUUGGCGGCGGCGGUGGCUAUGGCGGCGGCGGUGGCGGCGGCUAUGGUGGCGGUGACGGUGGUUACAGUGGAGGAGGUGGAGGCUACAGCGGAGGUGGUGGAUAUGGAGGUGGAGGCAGAGGUGGCGGUGGUGGAUACAACAGUGGUGGCAAUUAUGGUGCCCCUCAAGGCGGGCAAGGUGGCUAUGGGGGCGAUGCUGGUUUCACAGGGGUUGGUGGUGGUGGUGGAUACAAUGCUGCUCCUGCCAACAACUAUGGUGGCGAUAGCCUGAAUCAAGGGGGUGGAGCACCUCCUGCAUUUGGAGGUGGAAACUUUGGCGCAGGCAAUGACAGCUACGCGGACGAUGCCCCUGUUGAUCUGCCCCCUGAAAAGCUCAAUGACCUGCUGAAGGGUCUUAAAUUUGAUGUUGCUGGCAAGGAGGAUGGUGCUGGGGAGGGGGAGGGCGCUGGCGUGGUUGACGUCGACACCAAGGAGGAUGACUUUCUUGAUGACGACUUGAGCAAGGAUGAAGAUGACUACGUCAACAAGAGAAGCUGAAUCCAGCAAGAAGCAUCGGCUGAAUAAUUUUCCAUGGAGUUGUUCUCCAUGACCGCCUUGUUUUUGGUAUGUCCCGUGAUGAAGAUAAUAAUGUAGUGCUUGCAAACAAGUUAUGUUUGGUCUCUUAGCUACGUUAUGUACGUGUGCUUCGUGUACUGUGUGCUGGACUCAUAGUAUGAUGCAAACUUGAAUCUGAACUUUGCAUGUAUUGGACACUGAAA